Messenger RNA from Dalotia coriaria, 649 nucleotides. Its product is annotated as conserved oligomeric Golgi complex subunit 7-like. Bases 40 to 636 code for a protein of 198 amino acids. Gene Ontology annotation, cellular component: COG complex. The record is from RefSeq and is a predicted model, not a curated record. The transcript is spliced from 3 exons. NCBI's taxonomy places the organism in Eukaryota, Metazoa, Arthropoda, Insecta, Coleoptera, Staphylinidae. Gene Ontology annotation, biological process: Golgi organization; intracellular protein transport; retrograde vesicle-mediated transport, Golgi to endoplasmic reticulum.
UCUGUCAAAACAGUGCCAUGUAACAUUCAUGGAGGUUAUAUGUGUUGUGAUGUUUCAAAACAAGUGAAAAACGUCAUCAAAAGCCCAGAAAAACACAAAAAUUGUACAAAAAUGGAUAUCACUGCGUUUUCCGAUGAAAAUUUCGAUACAAAAACAUGGAUCAAUGAAAUAUUGAAGAAUAAUGCCGAUAUGGACAAAAAAGAAAAUUAUACAAUGUCUCUCGUGAUGAAACUGCAACUCUAUGUCCAACAAGUUAAUAAUUCGCUAGAAGAAACAAGUCAUAACAUUCUAGCAUCUAUGCCAAAGAUAAUUAGAGAUAGUAAGAGUCUACAACAAGAAGCAUUGGCUCUCAAGGAGAAAAUGGAACAAGUUAGGGAAGAAAUCACGAAAAUUGAAGAAGAUACAGGGAAAUCCAUUAAUUCCAUCGAACAAUUGGAUAAAAUGAAAGCGAAACUCAUGGAUGCCAAACAAGGACUGCAUGAGAGUGAUAACUGGACUGUUCUUGGCAAGUAUUUCAUCAUUUUACUACCAAAACUUUGUUAUUAUGAAGAUUUUUACUUAAAAUAUUCAAUUUUUGUUAAUUUAACCUCUUUGGUGCAUUUAGUGUAUGUUGGGUUGCCUAUAUUCAAGGGAUAAUUCUAAUAUUACU